Molecule: messenger RNA, 4623 nt
Organism: Candidozyma auris
Lineage: Eukaryota; Fungi; Ascomycota; Pichiomycetes; Serinales; Metschnikowiaceae
Product: bile acid-transporting ATPase YBT1
Exons: 1
Coding region: 1-4623 (1540 amino acids)
Biological process (GO): transmembrane transport
Cellular component (GO): fungal-type vacuole; fungal-type vacuole membrane
Molecular function (GO): ATP binding; ABC-type peptide transporter activity; ATP hydrolysis activity
Source: RefSeq, a predicted model, not a curated record
AUGAUGAGGUUGACCUUUACCAACGAUGAUGGCACUCCUCAUGGCCAGAGCGUGGAGCAGCCCAAGUCUCUAGGCGACCGGUUGCGUCUCUCGCUUGAGUUUGUGUUGGUGACGUUGCAGCUUGUUUUGGCGGUGUUGACGUUUUUCAUUGCCGGCUUCCGGUAUGAGUGGAGGUCGUCGUUUCUCGUGCAAGCUUGCUUGACGGCUAACUGGGGCUACGCAUUCCUCUUGUGCGGGGCCCGCACGCUCAACAUGAAGAAGCAGCGUCUUGUGUUGCCCAACUUGUGGGCGCAUUCCACGGCGUUGUACUUGUUCCAUCUUGUUUCGUCGGCGGUGUUCUUCCGCUCGGCUCUCAUCGGCCAUGUCAAGAGGUCGCACGUUGCCUACUACUACACUCUUGAUUUCCCCGUCACCGUCAUUCUUGCCUACCUUACGUUGUCGUGCAGCGUGGGUGACAAGCCGGCUAAAAUCUACGUCACUUCUGAUGGUGCUACUCCAUCACCAGAGAACAUUGCCAGUCUUUGGUCGUUCUCGACGUACUCGUGGAUCGAUAAGAUGAUAUGGAGAGCCCGCAAGUCGCCGUUGACUAUGGCAGACAUUUGGGGCUUGCGUGAGGACGACUAUGCAUUGCAUGUUCUCAAGGUGUUUGAUUCUUCAAAACUGGCCGCUAGAUUUACCUUCAAGCUUUUCUCCCAUUUCAAGUGGUUAUUCGCUCUUCAGGGUUUCUGGGCCUUGUUGGAGUCCAUUUUGGUUUUUCUCCCCACAAUAUUGCUCAAGAAAGUCUUGGAGUACGUUGAGGACACCACAACCACCACACGCUCCAUGGCAUGGUGUCUAGUUUUGCUCAUGCCAUUGACCAAAUUGAUCGACUCCUUGAGUUCUGGGUUUUCUUUGUUCAUUGGCAGACGUGUCUGCGUGAGAAUGAGAGCCAUCAUUAUCGGCGAAGUGUAUGCAAAGGCCUUGAGAAGAAAAAUCUCCAUUAAGGACGUGAGCGACGAUGAGCCUGAGUCUGAUCAAAAGUCAGCAGAUUCCGAUGAUAAAAAGAAGGACACUGACUCUUCUGGCACCUCAGAGUUGGGUGCCAUCAUCAAUUUAAUGGCAAUUGAUGCUUUCAAAGUGUCGGAGGUCUGUGGUUACUUGCACUUUUUUGUCGGAGGCACCUUGAUGCUUGUUGUUUGUACGGUUCUUUUGUACAACUUGUUGGGAUGGAGUGCAUUGGUAGGCUCUGCUGCUAUCGUUGUGUUCUUGCCCAUCAAUUACAAGCUUUCUUUGAUGACCGGCGAGGCCCAGAAGACAAUGUUGGGCACUACUGAUAAGAGAAUUCAAAAGAUGAACGAAACCUUUUCAAGCAUCAGAAUCAUUAAAUUUUUCGCCUGGGAAAACAACUUCUUCUCGGACAUCAUGAAGAUCAGGCACGAGGAGUUAUACUAUCUUAAAUUGAGAAGUAUUUUGUGGGGCCUCCAGAGUUUGAUCUGGUUUGGUAUUCCAACUAUCAUCACAGUCAUUUCAUUUUACUGCUACACCAUGAUCGAGGGCAAGCCUUUGACUGCUCCUAUUGCUUUCACCGCGUUAUCGUUCUUUACUCUUUUAAGAGCACCAUUAGACCAAUUGGCCGACAUGACUGCCAUCGUGAUUCAGUCCAAGGUGUCUCUUGACAGAGUGAGUGACUUUUUGGAGGAAGACGAAACUUCCAAGUAUGAACAGUUGGGUCAGAAACGUACCGAAAACUCUCCACUUAUUGGAUUUGAGAAUGCUUCUUUCUCUUGGAACUCUUCAUCUGAUGCAGACUUCAAGUUAAGAGACUUGAACAUCGCAUUCAAGCCAGGCAAGUUAAACGUGAUCAUUGGCCCUACUGGUGCUGGUAAGACGUCUUUGCUCAUGGCACUUUUGGGUGAAAUGGAACUCUUGAACGGUAAAGUAUUUUUACCAGGUAUAAUUCCAAGGGAUGAAUUGGUUGUUGAUCCAGCUACUGGUCUCACUGAGUCUGUCGCUUACUGUUCUCAGUCAGCUUGGUUGCUUAAUGACACUAUUAAAAAUAAUAUCAUCUUUGCUCAACCUUUUAUUCCCGAGCGUUACGAUAGAGUCGUUGAAGCUUGUGGAUUGACCCGUGACUUGGAGAUAUUGGCCGCUGGCGAUCAAACUGAGAUUGGUGAAAAGGGUAUCGCUUUAUCUGGAGGACAAAAGCAGCGUAUCUCUUUGGCUAGAGCGUUGUAUUCAAACUCAAAGCACGUUUUGUUGGAUGAUUGCUUGUCUGCUGUGGACUCUCAUACCGCCUUGUGGAUCUAUGAAAACUGUAUUUCUGGUCCUUUGAUGGCCAACAGAACUUGUAUCUUGGUAUCUCACAACGUUGCAUUGACUGUACAAAAGGCAGAAUGGAUAGUUGUUAUGGAAGACGGAAGGGCCAAGGUGCAAGGUACUCCAGAUGAAUUGUUGGAAAAUGGUCAUUUAGGUGACGAUGAGUUGGUCAAGUCCUCAGUGAUGAGCUCUCGUAAUCAGUCUAGUACUAACUUGAAGUCUUUGGACUCGAAGAACUCCGAAAUGAAGUCCAAGGCUGCUAUCAUAGAGAGCAAGUUAAAGAAUCUCGCUGGCGAAGAAGAGCAAAUGGAGGGUAUCCGUACUGACGGUAAGUUGAUUGAAGAAGAGGAAAAAGCUGAAGGUGUUGUCGGGUUAGAUGUCUACGCAGGGUAUGUUAAAGAGUUUGGUGGCUGGCCCACAUGGUCCAUCAUUAUUUUUACCUACGGAUUUACCCAGCUCGUCUACAUUGGACAGUCCUGGUGGUUGAAAUAUUGGGCUCAGGAUACACCGGAAACUAUUGCCACUGUUAUGAAUGUUGUUGGUGUAUCUAGUGACUCUAUGCCUGCUCUUGUCAAGACCUUUUUGGCGAAUACACAGUUGGCUAUUGGCUCAAUCACAUCUGCUUACAAGCUCGCCUCUGAUGCUGUCACGGCAUUCAAGACUCAUCACACUGUCCAAUACUACAUCAUUUGGUACGCAUUGAUUGGCCUUGGCUACGCUGUUUUGGCGACCAUCAGAGUGUUUGUGUCGUUUUUUGCCGGUAUCAGAGCUUCCAAUAGAAUUUUCAAACGCGUGUUGACUAGAAUUUUGAGAGCCAAGUUAGGCUUUUUCGACAAAACACCUCUUGGUCGUAUCAUGAACAGAUUCUCGAAAGACAUUGAGGCCGUCGAUCAGGAAUUGACACCUUUUGGCGAGGCAACAUUCGCAUGUCUUGUGUCCUGCGUUUCGAUUUUCAUUCUUAUUAGUGUCAUCACCCCUGGCUUUAUUUUCUUUGCUGUCAUUAUUUCCUAUUUGUACUAUUUGGUUGGAUCGUUCUACAUCACCCUUUCUAGAGAGUUGAAGAGAUACGACUCUAUCACCAAAUCUCCUAUUCAUCAGCACUUUUCAGAGUCAUUGACUGGUGUGGCCACCAUUAGAGCAUAUGGUGUGGAGUCUCGUUUCAUGAAGCAGAACUUGGCUGCUAUUGACGAAAAUAAUAGGCCCUUCUUCUACAUGUGGGUUGCAAACAGAUGGCUUGCAUUGCGAAUUGAUGCGGUAGGCUCUCUUGUCAUGUUGUUUGCUGGAAUAUUUGUCAUUUUGUCCAUCGGCAAGAUUGACGCAGGUUUGGCAGGUUUGUCCUUGUCGUACGCGAUUUCCUUCUCUGAAAAUGCUUUGUGGAUUGUUCGUCUUUACGCCAACGUAGAGAUGAACAUGAACUCCGUUGAACGUUUACAAGAGUUCAUGAAGGUGGACCAAGAGCCACCCAGCGAGAUUCCUGAAAAUGAACCAAAGCCGGAGUGGCCAACUAGAGGUGAGAUUGAGGUUAAAGAUGUCUCCUUAAGAUAUGCUCCACACUUGCCUAGAGUGAUCAAGAAUGUGUCUUUCCACGUGGAGCCCUCCAACAAGGUUGGUGUUGUCGGUAGAACUGGUGCUGGUAAAUCCACCAUUAUCACGGCAUUUUUCAGAUUUUUGGAUCCUGAGACUGGAUACAUCAAGAUCGAUGAUGUGGACAUUUGCAGCAUCGGUUUACGCAACUUGAGACAAGCGAUUACUAUCAUCCCGCAGGAUCCUACUCUUUUCACAGGUACUAUCAGAUCUAACUUGGAUCCAUUCGAACAGUACAAUGACAAGCAGAUCUUUGAAGCUUUGGAGAGAGUGAAUUUAAUAUCGCGUGGCGAACGUGCCAGGGACAUUGAUAGCUCUCAGGAGAACAAGAACAAGUUCUUGGACUUGAACUCUGCUGUGUCUGAAGGAGGCAGUAAUUUGUCCCAAGGACAGAGACAGUUGAUGUGUCUUGCCAGAUCAUUGUUGAAGAGCCCUAAGGUGAUUUUGUUGGAUGAGGCUACCGCAUCGAUCGACUACAAGUCGGACGCUAUGAUCCAACAGACUAUCAGAGAGGAGUUUUCUGGAUCCACAAUUCUCACCAUUGCGCACAGAUUGAGGUCGAUCAUCGACUAUGACAAGAUUUUGGUGAUGGACGCUGGCAAAGUUGUCGAGUACGACGACCCAUAUACUUUAAUUGUCAACAAGGAGUCAUUGUUCUACAGCAUGUGUGAGAACAGUGGAGAGUUGGACGUACUCACCAAGCUCGCUAAGGAAUCGUAUGUCAGCAGGAAAAACAAGAAGUAG